AUGGAUUCUGGAAGCAACGAAGCCACUCGUCUCUGGCGAGUUUACCGUACAGCUCACCAAAUGGUUCACGAUCGAGGUUACGUCGUGUCCCAAAGCGAUCUUGACAUUGAAUUGGACCAAUUCAAGCGACAGUUUGCUCCUGCUGGUGAUGUCGAUCGUGAUAUCUUGACGUUUGUUGUUCCAAAGAAGGAUGAUCCCACCGAUCAACUUAUGGUCUUCUUUCCAAAGGACAAGUCCGUCGGUGUCAAGCCAUUGAGAGCCUAUGUCCAACGAAUGGCAGAACAACAAAUCCCAAAGGCUAUUUGUAUUUAUCAGCAAAGUUUGACUGCUUCAGCUGCCAAGGUCUUCCAAUCCAUGCCAUCAAAACAUACGCUUGAAUUCUUCCAAGAGAACGAAUUGCUUGUCAACAUUACUCAUCACGUGCUGGUCCCAAGACAUGAGGUUCUUACUUCUGAGCAAAAGGCUACUCUUUUACAGCGAUAUCGAUUGAAGGAAACACAGCUUCCUCGUAUACAACAUUCUGAUCCUGUGGCAAGAUAUUAUGGCUUGAAGCGUGGACAGGUUGUCAAGAUCUUGCGUGAGAGUGAGACUGCUGGCCGCUACGUUAGCUACCGACUUUGCAUAUAA
Lichtheimia ornata is the source of this 627-nucleotide messenger RNA. RefSeq lists its product as uncharacterized. The record is from RefSeq and is a predicted model, not a curated record. Gene Ontology annotation, biological process: DNA-templated transcription. The transcript is spliced from 7 exons. Gene Ontology annotation, molecular function: DNA-directed RNA polymerase activity; DNA binding. Gene Ontology annotation, cellular component: RNA polymerase III complex; RNA polymerase II, core complex; RNA polymerase I complex. The coding region runs from base 1 to 627 and encodes 208 amino acids. NCBI's taxonomy places the organism in Eukaryota, Fungi, Mucoromycota, Mucoromycetes, Mucorales, Lichtheimiaceae.